This is a messenger RNA of Gopherus flavomarginatus (Mexican gopher tortoise), 3875 nucleotides long. It is a transcript of the gene ADAMTS18, whose product is annotated as ADAM metallopeptidase with thrombospondin type 1 motif 18. Gene Ontology annotation, biological process: extracellular matrix organization; proteolysis. The transcript has 20 exons. Gene Ontology annotation, molecular function: metalloendopeptidase activity. The coding region runs from base 87 to 3059 and encodes 990 amino acids. The record is from RefSeq and is a predicted model, not a curated record. Gene Ontology annotation, cellular component: extracellular matrix. NCBI's taxonomy places the organism in Eukaryota, Metazoa, Chordata, Testudines, Testudinidae.
GGAGAAAGUGCACCGGUACAAAGUAGAUUCCAAUUCCAAUCGCUUUUCCCUGGGUCAUCACAGAAAGCACACACACCACAAGUAUCAUGAUCAGGCGAAUGAUUACCACCAUGGAAGGUUUCAAAAGCAGCAUUUUUGUGGACGUCGAAAGAAAUGUAUACACACCUAAGCCACCGACAGAGGAUACAUACAUCCUAUCGGAUGAAUAUGGAAGUUCAGCAAGGUUCAAAAGAUCAGCUGUUAAAACCCAGAAAAGUGGAAGUCUGAAUGUUGAAACGCUUGUUGUAGCGGAUAAAAAAAUGUUGGAGAAGCAUGGCAAGGACAAUGUAACCACAUAUAUCUUAACAGUUAUGAACAUGGUUUCUAGUCUUUUUAAAGAUGGAACAAUCGGAAGCGACAUAAACAUCAUUGUUGUGAGCCUUCUUCUUUUGGAACAAGUGCCUGGUGGAUUAAUGAUCAACCAUCAUGCGGACCAGUCAUUAAAUAGCUUUUGUCAGUGGCAAUCUGCUCUGGUUGGAAAGAACGGAAAGCGUCACGACCAUGCCAUCUUGCUUACAGGAUUUGAUAUCUGCUCUUGGAAAAAUGAACCCUGUGACACUUUAGGCUUUGCCCCUAUUAGUGGCAUGUGCAGUAAAUACCGUAGCUGUACCAUCAAUGAAGAUACAGGGCUUGGCUUGGCUUUUACUAUUGCCCACGAAUCCGGACAUAACUUUGGCAUGAUUCAUGAUGGAGAAGGAAAUCCCUGUAGAAAAGCCGAAGGUAACAUUAUGUCUCCCACGCUUACAGGAAACAAUGGGGUGUUUUCCUGGUCUGUAUGCAGCAGGCAGUAUCUCAAUAAAUUCCUCAGUACAGCUCAAGCUGCUUGCCUGAUUGAUGAACCUAAACAAACAGGACAAUAUAAAUACCCUGAUAAACUGCCAGGGCAGAUCUAUGAUGCUGAUAUCCAGUGCAAAUGGCAAUUUGGAAUGAAAGCAAAACUAUGCAACCUCAGUUUUGUCAAGGAUAUAUGCAAAUCACUCUGGUGUCAUAAAGUAGGUCAUAGAUGUGAGACAAAGUUCAUGCCAGCAGCGGAAGGGACGGCUUGUGGCAUAAGUAUGUGGUGUCGAAGAGGUCAGUGUGUCAGAUAUGGAGAUCAUGGACCCAAGCCUGUUAACGGCCAAUGGGCUGCAUGGUCCGAGUGGUCCAAGUGUUCUCGGACCUGUGGAGGUGGAGUCACCUAUCAAGAGAGACACUGCAAUAACCCAAAGCCACAGUAUGGUGGCAAGUUCUGUCAGGGCUCCAGUCGUAUUUAUCAGCUUUGCAAUAUUCAGCAAUGUCCACCCAAUAGUCUGGAUUUCCGUGCCCAGCAGUGUGCAGAAUUUAACAGCAAGCCUUUCCGUGGAUGGUACUACAGUUGGAAGCCCUAUACUAAAGUUGAAGAGGAAGAUAGAUGUAAAUUAUACUGCACAGCUGAAGACUUUGACUUUUUCUUUGCAAUGUCCAGCAAAGUGAAAGAUGGAACCUUAUGCUCCCAGAACAAAUAUGAUGUUUGCAUUGAUGGAAUUUGUGAACAAGUAGGGUGUGAUCGUGGACUUGGUUCAAAAGCUGCUUUGGAUGCCUGUGGAGUUUGUAAAGGAGAUAAUUCAACGUGCAAGUUCUUUAAAGGCCAGUACUUGAUCCAGCACAAAGCUAAUGACUAUUAUCCAGUGGUCAUCAUUCCAGCAGGAGCACGUAGUAUUGAUAUCCAGGAAUUGCACAUCUCUACCAGCUAUCUUGCAGUGCGCAACCUGAAUAAGAAGUAUUAUCUAACAGGGGACUGGACAAUUGACUGGCCAGGAAAGUUCUCCUUUGCUGGGACAAUUUUUGAUUAUCAACGCUCUUUUAAUCAUCCAGAGAGUCUAUAUGCAGCAGGGCCAACUAAUGAGACGCUAGUCUUUGAAAUCCUGUUACAAGGCAAAAAUCCAGGUAUUGCUUGGGAAUACACAUUCCCCAAGAUCAUCAAUGAGAACAAGACAUCUGCCAAAAGACAUAGCUACUCCUGGGUGACAGUGCAGUCAGACUGCUCAGCUUCCUGUGGCGGGGGGCACAUUACAGCAAAAGCUAUUUGUUUACAAGAUCAUCGUACACGAGUUAAUUCCUCCUUUUGUGGCCCAAGGACAAAGCCUUUAACUGAAACAAAACUAUGCAAUGCUAAUCCCUGCCCAGCAUUCUGGUCGACAGGUGAAUGGAGUGUAUGCAGCAAGUCUUGUGAUGGAGGGCAACAAAGUCGCCCAGUUCAAUGUGUCCAGAAGACUUUUCAAAAGGAAGAGGUGGUAGCACAUUCUCUUUGUCCAGUCAGCACUCCAGCCCAAGUACAGAUAUGUAAUACCCAAGACUGCCCACCUGAAUGGAGCCCUGGACCAUGGUCUCAGUGUUCAAAGACCUGUGGGAGAGGCAUUAAGAAACGGGAUGUCCACUGCAAAAGCACCAGCCCUUCCAAGCUGAAAAUCUUACCAGAAAGUAUGUGCAGCAGAGAUCCCAAGCCAGAAUCCCAACAGAUCUGUGUACUAGGACGAUGUCCCAAAAACGAUCGGCUCCAGUGGGUGGUUUCUUCUUGGAGUGAGUGCUCAGCCUCCUGUGGCCCAGGUAUUAAAAAGCGGGAAAUGAAGUGCAGCGAGAAAAGCCUCCAUGGAAAAUGGAUCACUUUCCCUCAGCGAAGAUGUCGGAACAUAAAGAAAUCAAACCUAGAACUAGAAGAAGCAUGUAACAGAGGAGCUUGUCCAUUUCAGAGGCUAUACCGCAUGGUGUCCGGAUGGUACUCCUCACCCUGGCAGCAGUGUACAGUAACGUGUGGUGGGGGAGUGCAAAUCCGGAGUGUGCAGUGCCUCCAGCAGGGGCAACCAGCAACUGGGUGUCUGCCACAUCAGAAACCAGUGGUGUCUAGAGCCUGCAAUACUAACUUCUGCCCAGCUCCAGAGAAAAAAGAUGAUCCCUCUUGUCUGGAUUUCUUCCCUUGGUGUCAUCUGGUUCCCCAGCAUGGUGUCUGCAACCACAAAUUUUAUGGCAAGCAGUGCUGUAAAUCAUGCACAAGGAAGAACUGAUUGCAAUAUUUUAUUGCAAUCCUGCAAUGUCAAGAUUCUCCCUUUUUGUUUACUUGAAAUUCAGUUGACUUUAAGGCAGGACCUGGUGCCACAUAAGCCACUGAUGGAAGAGAGAUGUACGGCAGAGUACCUUUCUAGGGGAUUAUCUGAGGUACAGUAAUUGUUAGAUAAACGGUGAUCCAGGACUGUUUUUUUGCUGACCUCUCUAAAGUGCAGAGUAGUAUGGAUCACUUGAACACUCCCAAACAAGGGUCAUUUCUUCCCAUCACUCUUUAAAUACGUCAUUUUGCACUGUCAUAUGUGAUAAGGAAGAAAAUAAGGUAAGUAAUGCUCAUCCGCAUAUUUAUUGGAAUGUGAGCAAAAGAGAUUGAGAAUUCCAUGCCGGAGGUUACAGUGUGGCAGUAUAGUAUAUCUCAGUCUAUCACCAUUGCUUCUUUUCAGUAUUUGUUAUGAUAAUGUCCAUUCAAAGUAAGGAGGAGGUUUACUACCGUCCUCAUGAGAGAGAGGUCCAUAUGGCUGUUGCUCGGAGCAUGCAGUGUCACACAUCACACGUGUUGUAACUACAAUAAGUAUAUAGUGCACUACUAAAGUAAAUGGUGCUUCUGUAUUACACUUGCUGCUGGAAAAGCAAGUUUGGCAUCAUGCUAAUGUUUUUAUUGUUUUGAAAACUUACACUUUCUGCUUAGUGUAGAAACUCAGAGGUGGUUAACUAGCAACUUGAAAUGUAUUCCUAGAAAUAUUCAGCCAGUAGACUAUGUGGGACUUUUAGUAUUGCUGUGUAAUACAAGUAAAAUAGAAUUUCACAUUUUGACUAAC